GCAGACCCCGGCGGCUGCCUGCAGCCCGCCUCCUGCCGGCCGCUGCGCAAGGGCGAGUGCUUCUUCCAGCCGCUGGUGGACGGGCAGCCCAAGUCGCUGGUGGGCGGCAAGGUGGUGAUGAUUCUCAACCCCUGCUACGACUCGGGUGACAUCAGGGUGCUGAGGGCGGUGGCGCCGCCCUCCCCCGCGACCGCCCGCCUCACGGACGUGCUGGUGCUGCCGGUGCAGGGGGACAGACCCUCUGACGCCUCUGAUUCCAUCUGUGAAGCGCUGUGCCGUUUCGGCCAUGCUUUGGCCCCAAAGUAUACGUGUGUUAGUCAGUUUUUGCAGCAGCUCCCAGCCCACUUGAAAGAUAAUUGCAAGGAUCCCGACCAUGGCGGUCGCCGCUGCUGGAACGAGCCAUGAAGGCAUCGCGUCUACCUAACGUGACUUCCAAUCGACACCUGCUAACUCAAGAAGGAUUACCUAUUGCUUAGCAACAUAAUUCCGUUUAUCGUCAUGUUCUGUUUGCAAUCACGAUAGGCCUGCACCCGUGUGCACCCGUGUUCGUACAAGGCCGAACUUCGGUUACCGUACCCGUUUGCGAUAAGCUCUGACUUUCCUGGCAUAUACAAUGCGUUACAACGCUAGUUUACUAUGCAUGGCGUCGCCCUAGGACGAAGUGCUUGGAUGCUGCGUCGCCGGGCAAGGGCCCUUGCCUCGAGUACUCCACAUGUUGCUGCGCUUACAUCCUUCAAGUUUGAUCCGCCACAGUAAAGUAGUUGUUAAGAGGUCCUCAAAACGCAACCAGACUGGUUCUUGUCGGCCCCAAGGUCGCUCGGUCUUCCGCAACAGUACCGGCGGAAUGGUGGACCUUGCGCAAAAUAGGCAAAGCAACGGCGCUCAAAGGCUUGCCGUCUCGGCACCGGGAAGCCACAUGGCCGCUGAUCAGGACAGGGGUCACGCUCGCGGGGAUGCAGGCAGAGUUGGACUAGCAUCGCAGCAACGUGUUGAUGGUGGCAACCCGCAGCAGCAUCAGCCGAACCCCUCGGAACCCCAGCAACAGCACCACCAGCAGCACCGCGCC
Messenger RNA from Astrephomene gubernaculifera, 1066 nucleotides. The record is from the annotation of a GenBank genome assembly. Lineage: Eukaryota; Viridiplantae; Chlorophyta; Chlorophyceae; Chlamydomonadales; Astrephomenaceae.